Molecule: messenger RNA, 2079 nt
Organism: Tetrahymena thermophila SB210
Lineage: Eukaryota; Ciliophora; Oligohymenophorea; Hymenostomatida; Tetrahymenidae
Product: tetratricopeptide repeat protein
Exons: 1
Biological process (GO): protein phosphorylation
Molecular function (GO): protein kinase activity; protein binding; ATP binding
Source: RefSeq, a predicted model, not a curated record
AUGCAAACAAGUUUUUUGGUGACAAAGGCUAUAGACUAAAGCUGCUUUAUGGACAUUUAAGAAAAUAAUGAGAUGAUAUAAAAUAGAACGAUUUGCUACGAUUAAGCAACUUAAAUUUAGUAAGCUCCUCCUAUUCAAAUUGAUGAGUUGUAAGAUGAAGAUAACUAAGGAUCCUCAGAAAGCACUAAAUCUAAUGAAAAUGAAGAACAAAUUAGUCCCUACUUUAUAAGCACCAGCCCUACAACAUUAAACUAAAAUAAAAUGAGACUGCAGCCCUUCUUGAGUAGCGCAUCAAGAGACAGAUUAAUCUUAUUAUUUAAAAAAGAAAAUUAUAUAAAAUUCAGUUCCUUAUAUGAAUCUUCUACAAAUCUCACAUUGAAGGCGUUCAAUAAAGAUAUGAACCAAUAUGUCGUUCUUAAUAUAUUCAAAGGAAUGAAAGAUGAUUAUCUGUAAGUUAAGGAAGAACACGAAAAAGUAAAAAGAAUUUAUAACAACUAAUAUUUGCUUUACGUUUAUAAAAUUGUUUAUUAUGAAGAACUCUUUGUUUAUGUGAUUGUUUCUGAAGUCUAUGAAUCAUCUCUAUAAGACGAAUUAUAUUAAAUUUAAUAACAAAAAUUCUAAUACACUCCUAAUAAAGCAUACACUCUAUUAUCUUAAUUAUAUUUUGGAAUAGCAGAGCUCCACACAAAUAAUAUUGUUCAUAAAAAUAUCAAUCCACUGAAUAUACUAAAAAUUAAUGAUGGAUUAUACAAAAUUGGUGGAUUUGGAACUUGGAGAAACAUCACAAAAUAAACUCUCUAAUCAUUUACUAAUUAAAUUAAUAUGAAAUUUCUUUCACCUGAGUUUUUAGAAAAAUUAUAAAACCCAGCGAUUGAGUUGACCUCUAAAUCUGAUGUCUAUUCGUUAAGUGCAAUUUUUUUGGAUAUUUUAUUAGAAAUAAAGUAAGCAGAACCUGUAAAUCAAACCCCUAAAUCAAAUAUUACCAAAUAAAAGCAAAAUUAUAAUCCACAAUAAGAAUAAUAUAUUAGUUACUUCAAGAAGCAUCUUUUAUGCUUUAAUUAUAAAAAGAGAAUUUAUUCUUAUGAAUUAAUAAAUUUAAUCCACUAAUUUGUUAAACCAUAGGAAAAUUGCUUAAAGGAGACUCUAAAGCAUAUAGGAAAAGUACUUUCUACUCCCUAAAUAGAUUAUACUCAGAAUAUCCAAUAUCUUAUGAACUACAAAUUAGCAAUAAGCGAUUUUAGGAUUAAUUUAAUGAAAAUAUAUUAAUAAAAAUUAUUACCUUGGCUAGGAAUAGCUCAAGUGACUGCUGAAAGUGGAUAUUUGAAUGAAGAAUAUGGAUUGUUCAAAAAAUCAUUGGAGAGAUAUCAAGAAGCUAUUGAAAUAUAUAAGCAAAUAAAAGCUGGUAGUAGUGAUGAAAUGAUAGAUCUACUAAGAAAUAUAGCUUAGGUGUAUCAAAAACUUGGAGAUUAUGAAAAGUAUCUUGAGUUCUCUAUGAAAUCUUUGGAAAUGGCAGAAGAUCUUUAUAAAAAUGCCAAUCACAUUUAAAUAAUAUGCUCUCUCCACUAUGUUUCAUGGAGCUAUUAUUUCCUUAAACAAGGCUAAAAAGCCUUAGAAUAUGCAGAAAAAGCUCUCCAUUUAAGAUAAAAAAUCAAAGAAAUACACACAGCUAGCAACAUUUAAACUCGUUCAUAAUAGUUUUAAAAUAUGGCAUAUACCUUAGAAACUGUUGGAGCUGCUAAUUAAUUAGUAGGAAAGAGAGAUGAAGCUUUGAGAUACUUCUAACAAAGCUUAGAAGAAUUAAAAAAAUCUGCUAAGGGUAAUCGUCCUGAUCUAGCAGCAUCCUUAAAUAAUAUUGGUGUAAUUUAUGAAGAAAUGGAAGAUUAUUAAAAUUCAUUGGCAUAUUUUACCUAGGCUUCUGAAAUGUAUACAAAAAUUUAUGGUAAUUAUCAUCCUCUUUUAUUAAUUUCAAAGAAAGGAAUUUUAAGGUCUCUACAAAAACUAAAUAGAAUAGAGGAAAUUAAUUAAUUAGAAAAAGAAAUACUCAAUAUUGAAAGCCAUGUAUAGAAGAAUAAUAAUUGA